AAAACUCACUUUUUCCAUUGCAGGAUACAAAAAAAUAAACAGGUGACCUUUGCUGUGCGUCUGGAACUUAUGGAAUGAGCGACACAUAUUCUCAAAGCCGAGUGGUAGUGAAAAAGACAUGAUUCGGAGUGUUUUUGAAUGAUUGAACUAUGAAUUGUCUGAAGGAGAAAAAAAAUAUGUAUAGCAAUCGGAAAUGUAGAAAUGUAUAAGUAGAGAAAAGUGCCAGCAAUUACCAUUUCAUUAACGAAUCAAAGGAAAUAAAAGUGUGAAUCGACGACCUGUAAUGCGCGCUCUUUUCGUGUUUCAGAAAACGUCCGAAAAAAGCUCAAACGCCAUGCUUAACCGGCUGUGUUGACUCAUUUACAUGGAUACAGAAUUAUUUUCAAAGCCAUCUGUGACGAAGGAUUUUCAUCGGCGUGCACAGUGAUAUUCCCACGCUUGGUUACCAAGUUGACCAUAUAAUACUGGAAAAUAAUCUGUGGAAAAGAGAGAGCGAGAAAAGAUAUCAGUGUGAACUCACCUAAGGCACAGGUAUAGGUGCGCUCGGACCGAGGCUGCACCUGAGUCGGAGUGACCUUCGCGAAUAUACCAGCGGCUUCGGAUACGUGUGGCGAAGCGCCUCCAGCAACAUGAUGGUGGCCGGGGAGAAGGUGGCGGUUUUCCGCAGUAACAGCGACACCCGCAGGAACUCCCGCAGACAAAGGUUCAGGAACUUCUCGCUGAGAUGCCGCCGGAUGGCCUGGGACGAGGAAGGCGUGAGCAUCGGCGCCCCGCGGUCGUCCUCCCUCCGCCACUCCAAGACCAACGGCUCCACCCACACGUCCCUCGAGUCCCGCCCAUCCACCGGAGAGCCGCCCCCGAAGAAGUCCAACUGGGAAGUGAUCGAGCACUACAGCAAAUCCGGCCUCGUGGGCGCGUCGAGUCCCAAGAGUCCCCCCGAGGAGGAGCAGGCCAAGGAGGAGGAGGAGAGCAUCCUGCUGGAGACGGCGAAAUGGUGGGACAUGUGCGCGCUGUGUCGCCGCAUCUUCCGGUCGCACCAGUUCAAGAACAUCCACGUGGAGGUGCUCUACCAGAGGUACUUCCUGCGGAUGAACCAGUCGAACAUGACGUCGCUGCUUGGCCUGCUGAUCGUGGUGAUGCUGGUCAUGCUCUUCCUCAUCUACUUGCUCAGACUCGGGAAAUACUACACGCAGAGCAUCACCAUCGCCGUGUUCUGCGGGCUCUACUUCAUUCUCGAGAUCCUGCUGUGGCGGACGCAGCUGCUGAACGAGGUCUAUCUCAUCAUCUUCUCAUACCUCGUCCUCAUCUCCUUCUUCGGGCUGGAGGCGCUCAUGACCCUCGGCAGUGAGCCCUUGACAGCCUCCGCCGGCGUGUGGGCAACGCUUUUCUUCAUAUACAUGACCUACACGCUCCUGCCGCUGCGGGUGCUGGAGGCCACCGCCGGGGGCGUCCUCCUGUCCGUCGCUCAGAUCGGGUGCGCCGCCGCAGCCAACGCCGCGCAGCCCUUCCUCUGGAAACAGGUGAGUCCUCCUCCAGUGCGGGUUUGCAGAGGCUUCAGGGAGUUGCAUUGUGGUCUGACUUGACGGGGAUGAUAGCAUGACAUUAUUUAUUUAUUUGUUUAUUCCUUUAUUCAUUUGAGAAACAUUCCUUACAAGCACUGUGUUGAUGGUAAAGUGUAUCCAAAACAAACAGGCUGUGCAAACAGGUAAUGUCGUCGGCGAGAUCAUGAAACAUGCAAGGGAAACACGCCAUUCUUACAGCUAUUAUAAACAUGCAUCGUCCUUCCCUCCAGAAGCAAGUAUUGUAUAUCUCAAGGGACAAACACACCUGUAGAUCCCUCACUCAAAGUAAGACUUCAUAUCUGAUUCCUCUUAGCCUUGUACAACUCCCUUUUUCCGUUUCGAAUGCAGUUCAGCGGAUAUUCUGUGCGGCUGCCUUGUCCACACCGUUGGGUUCGAUAGGCGAGAAAUAACUAAUGAAUCGGAGAGGGACAGAAAUAAAAGACGAAUCGGGGAGACGUGAGAGAUAACCAAUGACUCGGAGAGGCGAGAAAUGACUAUAAAUUCAGAACGGCAAGACCUAGCUGAGAAUCUCCGAGGAUCUGGAAGGCUCGUGUGCCAGAGACCUCGAGAGGGAGCCAGGUGAAAGAAUUGAGGGGGCAAGUCACCUCUCCAGCAGACGUUACCUCCUGCCGCCCCUCGCACACGCCAUAAUCGGCUUAGCAGGUAAAAUUAAUUCAUUAAGUCUAAUUCCUUAUGCGUCUUGCGUCCCCAGCAAGGUAAAUGAGGGACUGCAGUGAGGAAGAGUUAGGGAGGAGAUAGGAGCGGGUAGGG
Molecule: messenger RNA, 2333 nt
Organism: Penaeus monodon (black tiger shrimp)
Lineage: Eukaryota; Metazoa; Arthropoda; Malacostraca; Decapoda; Penaeidae
Product: adenylate cyclase type 6-like
Exons: 2
Coding region: 630-1583 (317 amino acids)
Biological process (GO): adenylate cyclase-inhibiting G protein-coupled receptor signaling pathway; cAMP biosynthetic process; adenylate cyclase-activating G protein-coupled receptor signaling pathway
Molecular function (GO): adenylate cyclase activity
Source: RefSeq, a predicted model, not a curated record